Molecule: messenger RNA, 2252 nt
Organism: Nothobranchius furzeri (turquoise killifish)
Lineage: Eukaryota; Metazoa; Chordata; Actinopteri; Cyprinodontiformes; Nothobranchiidae
Product: casein kinase II subunit alpha
Biological process (GO): peptidyl-threonine phosphorylation; peptidyl-serine phosphorylation; regulation of cell cycle
Cellular component (GO): cytosol; protein kinase CK2 complex; nucleus
Molecular function (GO): protein serine/threonine kinase activity; ATP binding
Source: RefSeq, a predicted model, not a curated record
AGCAAAAAGGAAAAAACGAGAGCGCCCCCUGCUGGAGAGGCUGUUUGCACUAAGCUCUUGAGCUCGAGCAUCGCCAUAUUGACGUCCCAACAACGCUGAGAGGAGGUAACUGUUGUAGCCCCCAGUGAUGACUGUACUGAACCCUGUACCUCCUGAUUAGACUGGUUGGAUGCCCUCAUUUAAUAUCCAGUUGAGCUUUCCUACAACCGAAGCAUAGCUGCAGCUCCUGCUCACUUCUUUUGUCACUCUCAACCUGGAGGAAAACCUUCAGGAGAUUCAUAGAAGAAUAUAUAAGCGGAAUAUGUCAGGCCCUGUUCCAAGCCGUUCUCGAGUUUACCCUGACGUAAACACACAGAGACCUCGGGAAUAUUGGGACUAUGAGUCACACGUUGUUGAGUGGGGGAACCAAGAUGACUAUCAGCUUGUCAGAAAACUAGGAAGAGGCAAAUACAGUGAGGUCUUUGAAGCUAUAAACAUCACAAACAAUGAAAAAGUGGUCGUUAAAAUACUGAAGCCUGUCAAGAAAAAGAAAAUCAAGAGAGAAAUAAAGAUCCUUGAGAAUCUGAGGGGAGGUCCAAAUAUCAUCUCACUCUUAGAUAUCGUUAAAGAUCCUGUGUCUCGAACCCCAGCUCUGGUCUUUGAACACGUGAACAACACAGAUUUCAAGCAAUUGUAUCAGACGCUGUCGGACUUUGACAUCCGCUUCUACAUGUAUGAAAUCUUAAAGGCUCUGGAUUACUGCCACAGUAUGGGCAUCAUGCACCGUGACGUAAAGCCCCACAAUGUAAUGAUCGAUCAUGAACACAGAAAGCUCCGUCUAAUCGACUGGGGGUUGGCAGAGUUCUACCAUCCAAACCAAGAGUACAACGUGAGAGUGGCGUCCAGGUACUUCAAAGGGCCGGAGCUGCUGGUAGACUACCAGAUGUAUGACUACAGCUUGGAUAUGUGGAGCCUGGGCUGCAUGCUUGCCAGCAUGAUCUUCAGGAAGGAGCCGUUCUUUCACGGUCACGACAAUUAUGAUCAGCUUGUGCGGAUUGCAAAAGUACUUGGCACGGAGGACCUGUAUGACUACAUCGACAAGUACAACAUUGAAUUGGAUCCACGAUUUAAUGACAUCCUGGGAAGACAUUCCCGCAAAAGAUGGGAGAGGUUUGUUCACAGCGAGAACCAGCACCUGGUCAGCACAGAGGCGCUAGACUUCCUGGACAAGCUGCUGCGCUACGACCAUCAAGCUCGCCUCACAGCCAGAGAAGCCAUGGAUCAUCCCUACUUCUUUCCCAUCGUCAAAGAUCAGGGAAGGGGGGCCACUCCUGGGGGAAUGGCUGCCAGCUCCACUCCAGUCAGCUCCUCUAGUAUGAUGGCUGGCAUCAACUCCAUGUCCUCCUCACAGCCGCUGGCUAACAUUGCUGGAUCGCCCGUCAUCUCUGCCCCCAACACUUUGGCCACUCAAGUCCCUGCAGCCACCGGGGCCCAACCCUGAAACCACUUCCUGACUUGUGUUAACGUGUGCUUGUGGCCGUGUCCUGCAGCCCAGGGCUAUGGCUUCCCUUUUUAUGUUGGAAAAAGUAACAAAGAAGAAGAUUAAAAAAAGAAGAAAAAAAGCUUUUCACGUUCAGUUCUUUUUUUUUUUUUGACAUAAAUUUGACAGAAGCGCCUUGCUGCGCAUGUCAGGUUGGUUAGAAGUUAAUUUGGGUUUGAUAUUUGACAAUGCCAUUGUCUAGAAAUUCUAAUAAGAUGUAGACAUAAAGAGAAUGGAUAAUAAAAUUUAUUUUGUACGUUCCAAAUAUACAGUCUUGCUUGAAACUGUUUUGAUGGGGAAUCCUGCUGUAUCACACUGUGAACCUUUACAUGACUUCACAAAAACAGUCAGGAAUCUGGAGUGUUCCCACCCCCUCCCACCCCUAAACGACGGCGCUCGCUGGCUGCGCACCAAUGUAAAGUGCAGGAGUCUGUUAGUGUUUAUUUGAAGUUGUUUAGAUGCUAUUCUCAUCCUUCAAUUGGACUUAUGUAGAUAUUCUACAGUUACUGUCUGGUUGCAUGCACCCAAUGCUGAGUUUCACAGGGUCAAUAGAUUGCCAACUUUAUGUUACUUUCACUUCUGUAUGUGUAUGUAAGUGUCCAUGUUUGUUUUUUAUGAAGUCUCUUACACAUGAUUUUGAUUACAUAGAGGAUUUUGUAACGUUUUUGUUUUAUGUUGAGAAGACUCAUCACCUACAGAAAAACAACUUCAAAAAUAAACGAUUUAAACAGGA